AGAUCUGUUGAUCCAUGCUCCAUGCGAUGCUUGCGAAAAAGAAUGACACCUAGAAAGAUCACCAGGAUACCAGAGUAAAUAAAAUUAGGAAGAAAAUGAAUUUAUUGGAAAAUAUCAAAAUAUUCCUAGGCGACAUUUUCCUUCAUACACUUGGUAAAUAUUGAUAGCAGAAAACCUACAAUAUAUGUUUUCUCUCCUGCCUCAAAGUAGGAGGGGGCACAUAGGGGAUGAGCCCCAUCAUGGAUGGUCCAAUAGAGUCUGGAGCUUCUUUCUGCCCUAAUGUGUUUUCGAGAAAUCUUCAAUUAGUUCAUACUUGAUCUUUUAUUUCAGUGCGUUCUUCAAAUCGGCUCGUUAGCCUUUUCUUUUUUGUACAACCCCUAACCUAUUCAAGAACCCGCUGAUUGCAUUCUUUGCAUAACAAUUGUCAAUGCUAUGACCAGCGCAGUGGCAUAGAAAUUUGGCGCCAAUUCCAUUCAAACAAUUUGACAUCGGGAACACAGUCGACAUUCGUUUCACUGCGUGCAAUACUGAGCAGUCGAUCACCUAACCUGGCUACAGCCUAACUACUUUCGACCUGCCUGCCAACUUGAGAUCAGAUUUUUCCCCGUAAUUGGAAGCUGUGUUAGUAGAGACUCAAAACAAACUGGUCUUGAAAAUCGACUCAGUUGCGUUGUUACGAUGGGUGAGAAGCUAGAUGACUCGCACCAAUCCGUCAAUGAUGACGAGAAGGAUGUCGAUGAACAAGCUACAGGAGCCCUGAACGACAGCGGAAGUGGGAUAGAUGAUGGCAUUCUUGAUAUCUCUGACAGACGCAUUUUAUCCCCUCAACAUAACUUCAAACCUGAUGGAUUCUUCGUACGAGUUCUUAAAGUGAUCUUUUACAUUCCUAUGAAAAUACUCUCAAUCUUCGGGAUCUCUCUCUGGCAGAACAACCUACAAGUUUCUGGUGAUCCUAAAAUCGACAAGAGCCCUCUACGUCCAGCCUCUGCAUCGCCACAAAAGAGAAAGAGGGAUGAUUUGGAUGAAUCACCGAGUCUGAUGGAUGACGAUGAAGAGGAGGAUGACGGUCAAGAAGAAGAGAAGAAAAAGGAUAUGUUAAAAAUUUUGGAGGAGGCUGUAGAAGGAUACGAAUCUGGAGAGGAUAAGGAUUUUAAGCCGGAGGAUCAGAGUUCGUGUAGUGAGGAGUAUACUGAGGGUGAUACUGAGACAGAUCUUUCAAAGCUUAGCAUUGAAGAUGUGUCAGAGCCUCGUCCAUCCGCCUAUAGGAACAUGACUGAGAUAGAUCAAGAUGAUGUUAAAAACAAGGAAAAGAAACAGGUCCAUGAUGCCGUUACCAUACCAACUAAGUGUAUUGAUGAACCAAUCUCGAAGCCAGAAUUGACCCCUGCUACCGUGGGUGUGGUAGGGUAAGGUGAACCACACCAACACUCGCUAUGGACUCCUUAAACCAAACUCCAACUGUUCAACUCAAAGUAAAGGUGCACGGAUGCUUUGAAAUUGUGCCUUCUUAUAUAAUUUAAUAUUAUAUUAGAUAGGAAGAUAAACAAUGUUCCGUAAUUAGAUUUAUACAAUGCUUUUCGACGACUUUCAAACUGUGUCAGAGAUUUAAUGAAUUAUGAGUCACUAGAUCUUGUUACCGACUAUCCAAAUUAUCAAGUUGUUUUUUUACUUUAUAGGCCUACUAUAUACAUCUUCAUGUAAACUAGAGGGCAAGUCGGAAUCUUAACCAUAUUUUUAACAACA
Molecule: messenger RNA, 1743 nt
Organism: Lytechinus pictus (painted urchin)
Lineage: Eukaryota; Metazoa; Echinodermata; Echinoidea; Temnopleuroida; Toxopneustidae
Product: nucleolin-like
Exons: 4
Coding region: 679-1410 (243 amino acids)
Source: RefSeq, a predicted model, not a curated record